This is a messenger RNA of Lonchura striata (white-rumped munia), 1255 nucleotides long. Lineage: Eukaryota; Metazoa; Chordata; Aves; Passeriformes; Estrildidae. The record is from RefSeq and is a predicted model, not a curated record.
CUCCUCUUCCUCCCUACUCCCAGAGAAGAGCUUCUAGCAAACGGAGCUGCUCCCACUGCCCUGUCUUCAGCCUCUGCACCAAGCCCCAAUUCCUCCCUGUGCUGUAGGAAGCAGGAUGCAGCCUGGAGUCUUGCUGGCAGCCAGCACCCUGGCAGCAGUGCUGGGUGUGGCCCUGCUGGAGGAUGGAGUGUGUAGGGCACCGGAUGGCAAGAACGGCUCCCCUGGAGUCCCUGGCCGUGAUGGGAGGCCAGGGCAAAAAGGUGACGUGGGAGAACCAGGGAGACCAGCGCUGAGCCUGAGCAUCAAGGGAUCCAAAGGGGAUGCAGGCGAACCAGGGCCUCCUGGCAAACCAGGCAUGCGUGGCCCACCUGGCUUUCCUGGCCUCGGGGGGUUGCCAGGGGUGCCAGGGCCACCGGGGCAGAAAGGGCAAGCUGGCGAUGUUCUGGGGCACCCGCAUCCCGCCUUCUCCGCCUCCAGGCUGUCCCCACCACGCGCAGGCACGACGGUGGUGUUUGACAGGAUCAUCACCAACCAGGAGAACUCCUACAGCCCCCAGACCGGGAAGUUCACCUGCCGCAUUCCCGGGCUCUACUACUUCGCCUUCCAGGUGGUGUCCAGCGGAGACCUGUGUCUGAGCAUCACCAGGAACGGGCUGGGCGUGGUCAGCUUCUGCGACAACAGCCGCGGCCUCCUGCAGGUGAACUCGGGCAGCAGCGUGCUCAGCCUGGCCGUGGGUGACCAGGUGUCCCUGACCACCAACCCCGCCCAGGGCAGCUCCAUUUACAGUGGCUCCGAGGCCGACAGCGUCUUCAGUGGGUUCCUGGUGUCCCCAGAGAUGGCCUGAGGGACUCCCACAGCGUCGUGGGGUGUCUGCCUGCCUGGCUGCUCCCUCUGGGUGUGUGGGAUGCUUUAGUGCCACAGCGCUUGGGGAUUGUUCCAAACUCAGCAUCCAAAAGUGUUCUGUGCUUCCACCAGUGUCACAGCUGCCAAGCUCUGGGUCACCAGUGCAGCACUCACCUGCAUGCUGAGCCUGCCUGCACUAUCCUGGAGGCUGUGGACUCUCAGCCCUUUCUCCUCCUGGGCACUCAAGCUCCACUCCCAGUGGUCACCAGCUGUGGCUCUUUGCUCCUCAGUGGGAAAUCACUGCCUGCCGCUGCUUCUGCUCCACUAACCACUGCAAAAAUCUUCCUGACACUGGGACAUAUCCUGUCACAACCUUCCCAUAUAAAUGUAUAAAUAAAUACUUCUAUCACUA